Messenger RNA from Symbiodinium pilosum, 1502 nucleotides. The record is from the annotation of a GenBank genome assembly. NCBI's taxonomy places the organism in Eukaryota, Dinophyceae, Suessiales, Symbiodiniaceae.
AUGCCUCUAGCAGAGUACUGGUCCUCGCUGGCUGCUGAGCCUUUGGUGGCAGAGGACAUCUUCGGGCGGCAGGCCAUUUACCACCGCCUUAUCACGAUAGAUGCAUUGCGUGGGCUUUUCCCAGGCCCUCAGCUGCAUGGCUGUCCCACGCGACAUUUUCUGUGGGCUUACGCUGUGCAGUUGGACUGGCAGUGGCGCAGCGGGCGCCUUGGCGAGGGGCGAGCGAUCUCCCCUGACAGUUGGUGGGGCUGCGUGAACUACACGCUCUCUGUGAUCCCUUUCCUUGCAGCUGUAGAUGCGGGGCUCCUGGAGCCAGCGCAGCUGCAGGCUCCGCCGCCGGAGUUGGGUGCCGCCACUUCGGCAUGGCUGAGGUUCUGGCAGGACCUCAAGGAAAUGGCGCAGAGCCAAGAAGGCAAACCCCUUACAGAGCGUCAGCUGGAUCAGGUGCAGAGAAAGUUGUGGUAUUGUCACACGGAGUCCAUCCAUGCAGCUCAGGACAUCUACAAAGCGGAAUUUCUUCGGAUGCCCAGGGAAGAGCGGAUGUUUGGCGGUGGCUGGGCCCGUUUUGUGGAAGUCCUUGCGGCUAUACGUUGGAGGACAGACCUUGAGGCAGUGGCCGAGCUGGGUGCGGGCUAUCUGCCACUGACCCGCCUCACGGCAGAGGCGGAUGGUAGCCAGGGUGCACUGCCGAGUGAGGUCGAGCUUUUCACGACAGGCGUGAAAACUGUGCAGCAAACCUCAACGAUCUCCGAGGGCACCUUGCGUCUCAUGGUGAAGUUCUGGACUCGCCUACCCGAAGACCGUUUCGUCCGGCUUCAACGGAACAUGCUGAAGCUGACGCCUCGAUGCGUAUCUUCAUCCCUGACGAAACUGGAGCCGCCGGAGCGAGGGGUGGAAGCCCUUCGCGAGCCACGUGCAGCAUCUCCGAUCCGCGAACGCGAAGCUUCACCGGCUGAGGUUGCCCCCGUCGAGUCCCCCAGGUGCACUGGCCCUCCUAUGCAAUUGCCGCUAUUCCUUGCAGAGGAGAUACUCCCCCCAGCAGCGCAGCUCCGGGGAGAUUUGGCACAAAGGAUUGCGGAGCUCGACCAGCUGCAGCGCUCACUGUUAGCUCGAAUCGGUGUGGAGAAGCCGGAUCCGCAGCAGGAAUCCGGCCCAAGCUUCAAGAGUCAGCGGGAGGCUGACGAGGUAGAUGAAACCGACGCGGCCCCUCACGUGGAGGAUGCUGUGGACUUUCCUCCUCUGCUGGGACAAGGUGGAUUGGGGACCAUUUGCUCCAAGGACAUCAAAAUGGUUCGCGAGCUGCCAGACGAACCAGAACCAGCGUGUGAGGAAUCCCUGGGUGCUCCAGAAGCCAACGAGAGCCCGCAGCGCACAGAGGAAGACCUGCAGGCGCGCAAGUUGAAUCGAGAGGGGCGCAGUGGCGGACGGCCUGAGCACGAGGGCCCUGGCUUGGCUGGCGCCGGGGCACCGCCACCCCGGAACAGGGCGGCGGAGGCUGCGGA